GCGUGGUUGUGUGGGGCACGUGGUGCGGCGCCGACCAAUUGGAAGGCAGUACGGCUGGCUGUUUGAGGUGCUGGUACGAGGACCCCCUCAGAUCGGCUCCGUCAUGCCAGUUCCUUGCAGCAGCUGUGACAAGAAGCCAGCAGCCCUCAGGCGGCCCAAAACAGGCCACUCCCUUUGUAAAGAGUGCUUUUUCUGGGCCUUUGAAGAGGAGGUUCAUCAGACAAUUAUAUCUGCUGAGCUGUUCCAGAAGGGGGAGACUGUUGGGAUUGGUGCUUCUGGUGGGAAAGACUCAACCGUUCUGGCUCAUGUUCUAAAGGUCUUAAAUGAGCGCUAUAAUUAUGGGUUAAAUCUGAUGCUGCUCUCCGUGGAUGAAGGAAUUAGUGGUUAUCGUGAUGACUCUUUAGAGACAGUAAAGAGAAACCAGCAACAGUAUGAUCUGCCUCUUAAAAUUGUUUCCUAUGAAGAGCUGUAUGGUUGGACAAUGGAUCAGAUCGUAAAGAAAGUUGGUUUGAAAAAUAACUGCACAUUCUGUGGAGUCUUCAGACGGCAAGCUCUUGACCGAGGGGCUAUGAUGCUGAAAGUAGACAAGGUUUGCACAGGUCACAACGCUGAUGAUGUUGCUGAGACUGUACUGAUGAACUUUCUACGUGGAGACAUUGCUCGACUUCGCCGCUGCACUUCAAUUACCACAGGUAGUGAGGGAGCCAUCCCACGCUGUAAGCCACUGAAAUAUGCCUAUGAGAAAGAGAUAGUAUUGUAUGCUUACUUCAAGAAACUGGACUACUUUUCAACAGAAUGUGUGUAUUCCCCUAACGCGUACAGGGGCUAUGCUCGUGCUUUCUUGAAAGAUUUGGAAUCUAUCCGGACCAGUGCCAUCAUGGAUGUGAUUCACUCUGGUGAAAACCUGUCUGUAAAGGAGGAUGUGAAAAUGCCCACCCAAGGAACAUGUACCCGCUGUGGUUAUAUUUCCAGUCAGCAGCUCUGCAAGGCAUGUGCUCUGCUAGAGGGACUAAAUCGCGGGCUCCCUAAACUUGGUAUUGGCAAACAAUACAAAUUGCAUAACCGACUGCUGAAAAAGGAGCCGCUUACUGAGGAAGAGAAGAAACCUGGAACUGUAACUCUAAGUGCACACGUUCAUUUUUAAACUCUGCAGACUGUUUGGCUGAGGCUGGUCUUAGUGUUAACUAGUCCAUUCCCAGUGGGUUUGCAACAUGGAUACUGGACCUAACUUCCAUCAUAAUGUGCACUGCUAGAACCACCAAAGUUUUAACCACCAAAUAUUUCCUCUGUCUAAUGUGCUAAUGUCAGCCAUGCUUUGAAUGUAAUAAAUUAAACUUGUAACUUUUUUUAAAAAUUGAACAUUGAAGUUUUAAAAAUUAAAUAUUUAAAAAUAUUUGGAGGGCUAUGAAACCUAAUGCUAAAAAGACGCGACCAUCUAGUCUCUCAUAAACUUAGCUGAAACUGCUGACCAUUACUAAUUCUUUUUGGAGGUCACAGAAAUUCUGAAGAGGAGUAUUUGAUGAAAGUCGUGUGCAAUAGCUGAUCAGCAAAAUGUAACAUACAAUUUUGCACCCACAGGAUAAAGAAAUUACUUUUAAGUGUGACUUUUAUGCAAGGUUUUAUGAUUGUUGAGAAAAAUAGCUUGCACCCAGACUGAUGAGAUGAAAAUCUCCCCUUCUAGUUGGAAGCGUCUGCUAUGUGAAAGAAAUUUAAAUAGUCCUAACUGUGUCCAUGUAUAUGCCUUGAGUACAAACCUCUACUGAUUUGAAUCUCAAGCAGCUUAACAUUUGGAAAUUUCUGGUAGGAGGUGAAAAACCUUCAAAAAUGCAUUGGAGAUGUUGGGGAGAAAAGGAUGGAAAAAUUAGAGUACAUUUUUAGCACAGUAAGGGAGUAUCACUCUGUGUUGUACCUGAGGCAAUCUUGGGAUGUUCAGUGCAAACAUUUCUUGAUUCUUUAAACAAAAAUGGCCAAUGGUUCCUCGUGCUAGCACUGAUCUUUGUGUUGAUGUGGGAUAUCUUAUACUCAGAGGAUCCAAAUCGUGGAUCGAUUUGGUUUCGGAAGUGGGUAAAUUAAAAUCAGAGUACAUCCAGACCAACUUGACAUGUGGCCUAUUUGUUACCUAGGGCAGCUUGACUGGCCAUUAUCCCAGCUACAGAGUGCAUGUAACUUAAAACACAGAAUCACAGAAGUAUUAAGUACUGCAUAUUUUAGCCUUUUAGAUUCUACAUUCGUUCCAGAAUCCUACUUGUUCACACCCCUUUUACUAGAUGUCAGGUCAUAGAAAAAUCAUAGUUGCUGCCAGAGAGGUGUUUGAUCUCUGACCGAAACGUUCAUCAGUCCCUGCUCACAGUUGGGUAAAUUGAAUUCAUGACCAUAAUCUAUUUUUAGGUGAUUGUGAACAGAUCUUUUACCAAAUUAGAAAUUUUUGUCUCAUUAGAAAUAACUGCUUUUAAUAUUUAACUGAGUUACAGGAAAAUGGGUGGAAGGGUUUAUAAUAUUGGAGGAGUGAUUCAAAAUGAUAUUUCCAUGAAACACUACCCUGGACCCACACUAUCUGUAUUUAACGUAGCUGGAGAUGAUAAAAAAAUCAUUCCGUACAGUUUUAUAUCUGUUGUCACGAGCUUCUGGAUUUGUUUUAAUAAACAACUAUGAUUAUUGA
Stegostoma tigrinum is the source of this 2659-nucleotide messenger RNA. It is a transcript of the gene ctu1, whose product is annotated as cytosolic thiouridylase subunit 1 homolog (S. pombe). Lineage: Eukaryota; Metazoa; Chordata; Chondrichthyes; Orectolobiformes; Stegostomatidae. The record is from RefSeq and is a predicted model, not a curated record. Gene Ontology annotation, biological process: tRNA wobble position uridine thiolation. Gene Ontology annotation, cellular component: cytosolic tRNA wobble base thiouridylase complex; mitochondrion. The coding region runs from base 104 to 1144 and encodes 346 amino acids. Gene Ontology annotation, molecular function: tRNA binding. The transcript is spliced from 3 exons.